This is a messenger RNA of Phyllostomus hastatus (greater spear-nosed bat), 945 nucleotides long. RefSeq names its product olfactory receptor 52D1-like. The coding region runs from base 1 to 945 and encodes 314 amino acids. Gene Ontology annotation, molecular function: olfactory receptor activity; G protein-coupled receptor activity. NCBI's taxonomy places the organism in Eukaryota, Metazoa, Chordata, Mammalia, Chiroptera, Phyllostomidae. The transcript has a single exon. Gene Ontology annotation, cellular component: membrane. Gene Ontology annotation, biological process: G protein-coupled receptor signaling pathway. The record is from RefSeq and is a predicted model, not a curated record.
AUGCCUCCUCUCAAUACUUCUCGUCCCUCUCCUGUCUCCUUCUUGCUAUUGGGCAUCCCCGGACUAGAGCACCUGCAUGUCUGGAUUGGGAUUCCCUUCUGCUCUUUGUACAUAGUGGCCGUGGUGGGGAAUGUGACCAUCCUGGCCGUGGUGAGGGCAGAGCGAAGCCUCCAUGAGCCUAUGUUCCUCUUUCUGUGCAUGCUGUCAGUCACCGACCUGGUCCUCUCCACAUCUACGCUGCCUCGCAUGCUUUGUCUCUUUUGGCUUGGAGCCCAUGACAUCGCUUUUGAUUCCUGCUUGGCCCAAAUGUUCUUCAUCCACAGCUUCACUGCCAUGGAAUCAGGCUUCUUUUUGGCCAUGGCCAUUGACCGUUAUGUGGCCAUUUGUUACCCACUGCGCCAUACCACCAUUCUCACCCAUGCUCACAUCACUAUUAUUGGAAUCAUUGUGGUGAUUCGGGGUAUAGCCUUCUUUUCUCCACAUCCCAUCCUGCUCAAACAGCUGCCCUACUGCAGAACUCGAAUAAUUUCCCAUACCUACUGUGAGUUCAUGGCUGUGGUGAAACUGGCGUGUAUGGAUACAGGAGGAACCAAACGUUACAGCCUCAGUAUGGCUACAAUCAUUGGCUCCUGUGAUGCCCUUCUUAUUGCUGUAUCCUAUGCCUUCAUUCUGCGGUCUGUAUUCCGCCUGCCAACCCGAGAGGCUAGCUUUAAGGCUUUGGGCACCUGUGGAUCCCACGUCUGUGUUAUUCUUGUCUUCUACUCCACAGCUGGUUUUUCCAUUUUUACUCACCGCUUUGGGAAAAAUGUACCUGCACAUAUCCAUAUUUUUAUUGCAAAUAUGUACCUUUUGUUGCCCCCUUUUCUCAAUCCUAUUGUGUAUGGAGUAAGGACCAAGAAAAUACGGGAACAUGUUCUUAGGAUACUAAUGGUCAAAGUUGCUUGA